AUGGACGACGGCGAUAGUGCCGUCCGGAGCGUCGACAAGGCCGGCGCCGCCCCGGGCGACGACGGCAGCGCGACACCGCUCCCUGAGACGGUUCAAAUUGGCAAUUCGCCUACUUACAGACUUGACAGAAAGCUUGGAAAGGGAGGAUUUGGGCAAGUAUAUGUUGGUCGCCGUAUUUCCUCUCCUAGUGUUAGUGACAGGACGCCCGGUGCAAAUGCUUUAGAGGUUGCAAUCAAAUUUGAACAUCGAACCAGCAAAGGUUGCAACUAUGGUGCUCCUUAUGAGUGGCAAGUUUACAACACUCUUAGCGGAAUUCAUGGCGUACCAAGAGUACACUACAAAGGGAAGCAGGGAGAGUAUUAUAUAAUGAUUAUGGACAUGUUGGGGCCAAGCCUGUGGGAUGUUUGGAAUAAUAACUCUCACUCUAUGUCUGUUGAAAUGGUGGCUUGCAUUGCUAUAGAAGCAAUUUCCAUACUGGAGAAGAUGCACUCAAAAGGGUACGUCCAUGGAGAUGUAAAACCUGAAAACUUUUUGCUUGGACCUCCAGGCACCAUAGAAGAGAAGAAACUUUUUCUUGUUGACCUUGGUUUAGCUACCAGAUGGAAAGACACUGGUACAGGAGAGCAUGUUGAAUAUGAUCAGAGGCCUGAUGUCUUCAGAGGAACUGUUCGGUACGCUAGUGUGCAUGCUCAUUUGGGGAGAACUGGAAGCAGGAGGGAUGACCUGGAAUCUCUUGCCUACACACUUGUAUUUCUUCUGCGUGGUCGCCUUCCUUGGCAAGGAUACCAGGGGGAGAAUAAAGGUUUCCUUGUCUGCAAGAAAAAGAUGGCAACUUCUCCGGAAUCUUUGUGUUGCUUUUGCCCACAACCUUUCCGACAAUUUAUUGAGUAUGUUGUGAACUUAAAGUUCGAUGAAGAACCAAACUAUGCAAAGUGCAUUUCUCUUUUUGAUGGAAUUGUUGGUCCAAACCCAGACAUAAGGCCAAUCAAUACAGAUGGUGCUCAGAAGGUAGGCCAGAAGAGAGGUCGCCUUAUGAUGGAGGAAGAUGAUGAUGAGCAGCCCAAAAAGAAGAUUAGGAUGGGAAUGCCUGCGACCCAAUGGAUUAGUGUUUACAAUGCCAGGCGGCCUAUGAAACAGAGGUAUCACUACAAUGUUGCAGACAGCAGGUUAGCUCAGCACAUUUCAAAGGGAAAUGAAGACGGCUUAUUUAUAAGCUCUGUCGCCUCUUGUUCUAAUCUGUGGGCUUUGAUAAUGGAUGCUGGCACUGGAUUUACUUCUCAAGUGUAUGAACUUUCUCCAUAUUUUCUUCACAAGGAAUGGAUAAUGGAGCAAUGGGAGAAGAACUUCUAUAUCACUGCGCUAGCAGGGGCAAACAAUGGCAGUUCACUGGUGGUCAUGUCAAGAGGAACACAAUAUGCCCAGCAGUCCUACAAAGUAAGCGACUCAUUCCCUUUCAAGUGGAUAAACAAAAAGUGGAAGGAGGGUUUUUAUGUUACUGCUAUGGCCACAGCAGGAAGUCGGUGGGCAGUGGUCAUGUCCCGGAAUUCUGGCUUUUCGGCACAGGUUGUGGAGCUUGACUUCUUGUAUCCAAGUGAGGGUAUCCAUCGACGCUGGGAUAAUGGAUUUCGCAUCACGUCUACUGCAGCUACAUGGGAUCAGGCAGCGUUUAUCUUGAGCAUCCCCAAAAGGAAACCUGCUGAUGAAACACAGGAAACCCUAAGAACGUCUGCUUUCCCCAGCCAGCAUGUGAAGGACAAAUGGGCGAAAAAUCUCUACUUAGCUUCCAUUUGCUAUGGAAGAACAGUGUCAUGA
Messenger RNA from Miscanthus lutarioriparius, 1812 nucleotides. The record is from the annotation of a GenBank genome assembly. Lineage: Eukaryota; Viridiplantae; Streptophyta; Magnoliopsida; Poales; Poaceae.